AUGUCCGACCUCAAGGAGGAUGGCGAGGUGCCCCACGACUCCCACAAGGAGGCCGGCGCCUUCGAGAUCGACGAUGUCCACGAGCAGAAGCUGGAGAACCAGAUGAAUGAAGCGGCCAUGGACUCCGAGCUGCAACUGCUAGAGGAGCAGCUGCAGACGUUGCCCAAGUCGCGAUUCGAGCUCACCCUGUCCAACCCUGCUCUCUUUACCUAUCUUCUGGUCGCUUUCGCCUCGAUGGGAGGUCUCCUCUCUGGUCUUGAUCAGUCCCUGAUCAGUGGUGCCAACCUCUAUCUCCCUCGUGAUUUGCACCUGUCCGAUUCGAUGAACAGUCUGGUUAACGCUGGUAUGCCUCUUGGUGCCGUCGGCGGUGCUCUGAUUCUGUCCCCCGCCAACGAGUAUCUUGGCCGUCGCAUGGCUAUUAUUGUUUCUUGCAUUCUGUACACUAUUGGUGCUGCCCUGGAGGCUGGCGCUAUUGACUUUGGCAUGAUUUUCGCUGGUCGUUUCAUCCUUGGUAUGGGUGUUGGUUUGGAAGGUGGUACUGUUCCUGUCUACGUUGCGGAGUGUGUCCCGCGCAAGAUCCGUGGUAACCUCGUCUCGCUCUACCAGCUCAAUAUUGCAUUGGGUGAAGUACUCGGAUAUGCCGUUGCCGCCAUGUUCGUCAGCGUCCCCGGUAACUGGCGCUACAUCCUCGGUUCUUCUCUGAUCUUCUCCACCAUCCUCCUCGUCGGUAUGCUGUUCAUGCCCGAGAGUCCCCGUUACCUGAUGCACAAGGGUCAAGAAGUCGCAGCCUACGGCGUGUGGAAGAAGAUUCGCGGCUUCAACGACCUCGAAGCCAAGGACGAGUUCCUGGGCAUGCGCCAGGCCGUCACUGCCGAGUGCGAGGAGCAGUCCAAGACCAAGCAGUACGCCUGGAUGGACUUCUUCACCGAGCCCCGUGCCCGCCGUGCCAUCGUCUACGCCAACAUCAUGAUCGUCCUCGGCCAGUUGACCGGUGUCAACGCCGUGAUGUACUACAUGUCCACCCUGAUGACGAACAUUGGCUUCGACGAUAAGACCUCCGUUUUCAUGUCCCUCGUUGGCGGUGGCGCGCUUCUCAUCGGCACCAUCCCCGCCGUCUUGUACAUGGAACGCUUCGGCCGCCGCUACUGGGCCAACGUCAUGUUGCCCGGUUUCUUCGUCGGUCUGAUCCUCGUCGGCGUCGGCUACACCAUCGAUUACACUAAGUACCCCGCCGCUGCUCAGGGCGUCUACCUAACCGGUAUCAUCUUGUACAUGGGCUUCUUCGGCUCAUACGCUUGUCUAACCUGGGUCGUCCCCUCGGAGGUAUUCCCCACUUACCUCCGUUCCUACGGUAUGACCACCGCCGACGCGAACCUGUUCCUGUGCUCGUUCAUCGUCACCUACAAUUUCACCCGCAUGAUGGAGUCGAUGACCCGUAUUGGUCUGACGCUCGGCUUCUACGGUGGUAUUGCCGUUGUUGGCUGGAUUUACCAGAUUAUCUUCAUGCCUGAGACUAAGAAUAAGUCUCUUGAGGAGAUUGAUGAGCUUUUCUCGAAGCCUACUUCGGUUAUUGUUAAGCAGAACCUUAAGCAGACUUCGCAGGUUAUCAAGGACCUGGCGCAUUUGCGUCUGCGGAAGGUGUUCUCGCCGGAGCCUUACCGUUAA
This is a messenger RNA of Penicillium subrubescens, 1665 nucleotides long. RefSeq names its product putative MFS sugar transporter. NCBI's taxonomy places the organism in Eukaryota, Fungi, Ascomycota, Eurotiomycetes, Eurotiales, Aspergillaceae. Bases 1 to 1665 code for a protein of 554 amino acids. The transcript has 2 exons. Gene Ontology annotation, molecular function: myo-inositol:proton symporter activity. Gene Ontology annotation, cellular component: membrane. The record is from RefSeq and is a predicted model, not a curated record. Gene Ontology annotation, biological process: transmembrane transport.